AUGGCGAGCUCACAGCCGCAGCAACAGCAACAGCUACAACAACAACAACAACAACAACAAUCUGGGCUUCCCUAUAGUCUACCAAUGGCCCAGAUGGGAGGUCUCCCCCUCGUCGUCCCAGAUAUACCCAUCUCGGCGACCCUCCUGUUCUUUUUUACCCUAUUGGCCGCAACUCAUAUGGCCAUCUUCCAGAUCAACCGUAGGCGGGAACACAAUUUUGUCUUCUCGGCCCUCCUGUUCGCCUUAAGCAUGGCCCGUAUUGCCACCCUUACCAUGCGCAUCGUAUGGGCGACUCAACCAACAAACGUGCAAAUCGCCAUUUCCGCCGCCAUUCUUACACAGGCCGGGGUCAUCAUCGUCUUCGUUGUCAAUCUCUUCUUCACCGAAAGAAUUAUUCUUGCCUACCAUUCCCGCCUCCGGCAGUACUUGUUCGUCAAGCUGGCCUUGCGCAUCCUCGUUGCCCUAAUUAUCACUAUGAUCAUCAUGGCCAUCAUUGCCACCGUGCAUUCCAUGUACACCUUGAGCCAAACCGCAAAACGCAAAGAUCGGGACGUCCAGCUUUUCGCCGCCACCUUCCUUGCCGUGCUCGCCUUUCUGCCUAUUCCAAUCCUCAUAAUCUCCGCGCUUGUCCCAAGUAGCAACGAAAAGGAGAAGUUCGGCACUGGCCAGCUACGGACUAAAGUUUUCUUGCUGCUAUUUACCGCUUCCCUACUCACUCUGGGGGCUGGUUUUCGGAUUGGGAGUAAUUAUGCUGCGCCCCUGAUCAAUGAUCCGCAAUGGUUUGACCACAAGGCGGUGUUUUACACUGUCACCUUCGGAAUUGAGUUAAUUAUCAGCUUUACAUAUGCUGUGGCCAGAUUUGACAAGCGCUUUCAUGUCCCCGAUAAGACGAAGGGAGCUAGUACCGGGCAAGAGACCACAGCGGACGAAAUUGAGAGUGGUGCUUUCAAUACAGUGGUACAGACUGAGACAGCUUCAGUUGGCCUGGGUCAGAGUGAACCUGACUCGGCCGUAAAAGUUGAUAAGGAGAACAGCAGGGCUCUCGACGUGGAGAAGGGGCGCAGUGUCUAA
Molecule: messenger RNA, 1071 nt
Organism: Pseudomassariella vexata
Lineage: Eukaryota; Fungi; Ascomycota; Sordariomycetes; Amphisphaeriales; Pseudomassariaceae
Exons: 2
Coding region: 1-1071 (356 amino acids)
Source: RefSeq, a predicted model, not a curated record